ACAAAAUGGACACAAUGAAACGCCCUAUAUAAAAUUUAUGCGAUUGUAAAAAUCUUAUUGUCUAUGAAAAUGAAUUCUAUCAAAGUAAAAUGGAGAAAUUAUUGAUACAAAAUACGGUUAUUUCAGGAUAGAGCUUCAACAUCUGGACAAUUACAACUUCUAGAAGUUGAGGACGAUUUGAAUUUGCAACUUAAUAAUAUGGCAAGUUCUACUCCUGCUAUUGAGAAUUAUACCGAAGAAAGCAAUAAUUUUAUUAAUGUAGAUAAUGUAGACAAUAUUUAUAAUAGUUCAGUAGACAAUUAUAUGGUAGAAGCAGUUUUACGUGGUGUACAAUCUCUGAGUGAAAAUAAAGUUGAUAAUUCUCAACUCCGACAUGAAGAAAAUUCAAAUAGCGGAGCAAACCUUUUUGAGAAUUCAAAUAGUGGAACAAACCUUUGUGACAAUUCAAAUAAUGGAACAGACCUUUGUGAGAUUUCAAAUUAUGUAAACAAACAACUCAAACAAGUAGUAGUUUCUAAUGUUAGUGAAAAUAUGGACGCUAGUGAUACUUUUAAUUCCGAACUUAGUCAACUUACAGUUUCUAAAAAUGUGAAGAAAAAUGAAAAAGUAGACUCUGACUCAAAAAUAAACCUCGAAGGACGCAGAAUAGUUGAUAUUCAAUAUUUUUUAGAUUCCCUGAUUUUAAUAUCAAACCAUGCGCCUCACUUUGGAUGUUCUCUUCAAAAUUUAAAAGUAACAAAAGAAACAAGAUUUGGAUUAGCAUCUAAAAUAACAUUUAAAUGUAAUAUGUGUCUUUCUACUGAGACUGUGACAACAGUUGAAGAUUUCGAAGAAAUCAAUAAAAGUGCUGUCCUUGGCAUUACUAACGUUGGGUCAGGAUAUGCACAUUUAAAUGAAUUCAAUUCUUCUUUAAAUAUACCAACAUUAUCCUCUAAAACAUAUAACAAGAUACAGGAUAACUUAUCGGACCUUUGGGAAGAAGCGGCAUUAGAAGAAAUGGCAAAAGCUGCCAACGAAGAAAAAAGAUUAGCAAUAGAAUGCGGUGAACUAAGUAAAGACGGAAUCCCUUUAGUUAUCGUCGUUUGUGAUGGUGUUUGGGCUAAAAGGUCAUACAGAAUAAACUAUAAUUCAUUUAGUGGGGCUGCUGCAAUUGUGGGUUUCAAAACAAAAAAAGUACUAUUUUUAACAGUGAGAAAUAAAUUUUGCAUCAUCUGCAAAAAAUAUUCCACUGAUACACCACAACAUAAUUGUUACAAAAAUUGGAACGGUUCCUCAAGUGCUAUGGAAGCUAACAUUAUUGCUGAAGGAUUUACCAAGAGUAUUGAAAUGUAUGGAUUAAUUUUUAAUAAAAUGGUUGCCGAUGGAGAUAGCAGCUGCUAUGAUGCUAUAUUGCAAAAGAACCCAUAUAAAAAUUUUGAUAUUUCUGUUCAGAAGGUGGAGUUCCGAAAUCACUUGCUGAGAAAUUAUCUCAGAAAAAUAAGAGACCUGACUCAACAAAAGGAUUCUGGGCCUUUGCAACUCCGAAAAGAAGUGAAGAAAAACAUGUUGAGAUUUAGAUAUGCUAUAACAGAAGCUAUCAAGUAUAGAAAAAAUCAGCCACAUAUUUUGGGCAAAAAAAUUGAAUAUUUAAGGCAAGAUAUUUAACCAGGAAACCAUAAAAAUUGUGCAGAAUACUUUUGUACAAAAAUGAAGUUAGUACCACUAUUUCUGAUAUGAAAUUAACUCCUUUAUAUGACAAGCUAAUGGUACCUGUCAGAUAUAUUGCAAAUCAUCCCAAAAGCUUAAUUUAUGAUGUUGACAAUAAUUGUGAAGAGCAAUUUAACAAUAUAAUUGCUAAACAUACUGGUGGGAAAAGAAUUAAUUACAUAAUGAGAAGAUCAUACCAGACGCGAUGUUAUGCAACUGUUGUGGCCCUAAAUAGUCGAAAGGAAUUGACCACCAUAAAAAAUAAGUACGGAGAGUGCAGUAAUCAAUUCCUUCAAACAUUCGAAUCUAUGAAACAAAGAAGACUUGCACAGAAAUCUAUCUAUAGACAAAAAAUAAAAUUAAAGACGCGACCACAAAACAAAAAAAAAACCAGAUAUGGAUGACUUAACUUAUCAACUGGCAAAAAAAGAUUUUUUGAAUAGCUUAUGCAUUUCUCUGAAAGAAAAGCAUCUUAUUGAAAAACACACCAGAAAUCAAGCCGAUUCCAGUUUAUGGCAUAACGAAAGAAAAAAACGCAUUACUGCUUCAAAUUUCGGCGAGAUUUGUAAAAAAAGGGAGAAAUCUUCAUUAAAAAAUCUCAUCAAGUCAGUUGUUCAUCCUGAACAAUUUUUUUCUAAUGCUACACAAUAUGGGGUUGACAAUGAAAAGAUUGCUAGAAAUGAUUUGCAAAAUUACUUAAACAAAAAAAUUGUACAAUGUGGUCUUUUUAUUGAUUCUGAACUUAAUUAUGUAGCUGCCUCUCCUGAUGGAAUUGUAGAAAAUGAAAACUCCAUUGUAGAGAUAAAGUGUCCCUAUUCAUGUAGAAUGUUUACAAUAGAUGAGGGAAUAGAUACAAGAAAAAUUACAUUUUGGAGAAAAUACAAAUCAAUUAAUGAAAACCACAAUUGGUAUUAUCAAAUUCAAGGUCAAUUGCAUGUUACAAAAAUGGAUUUUUGCUACCUUUGCGUUUGGACUCCAAAAGGAAUAAAAAUAGAAAAGAUUCCAAGAAACCAGGAAUUCUGGACCCAAAAAAUGGAAGAGAAAAUAAAAAUGUUUUAUUUGGAGUAUGUUUUGCCUGAAAUCGUUGACAGCAGGGUUAACAGGGGAAUGGCAAUUAGAGAUAAAGAUAAUAUUAAAUAAAGUGUUAUUUUUACUGAAUGAUUUUUUAUUUUUAUACCCAAGAUGGUCAAAAGGGACAUGUAAGUCGUUUUUUCUAAUUUUGA
Messenger RNA from Diabrotica virgifera virgifera (western corn rootworm), 2909 nucleotides. RefSeq lists its product as uncharacterized. The record is from RefSeq and is a predicted model, not a curated record. The transcript is spliced from 3 exons. NCBI's taxonomy places the organism in Eukaryota, Metazoa, Arthropoda, Insecta, Coleoptera, Chrysomelidae. Bases 199 to 1644 code for a protein of 481 amino acids.